UUCCGCUUUAAUUCUGAAUCUCACACAAACACGAUAGAAAUAUUUAGUAGUGCUUUUGUUUUCCAUGCUUAGCGAUGGGGAGGCACAUUCCUAAGUCUAGUAUAUAUACCCAGUGAGGACUUAGAUUUCCAUUGAAUUCAAUUACAGCAAAAGUUUCAGAAUGAACAUCUACAUCUCAUUCUUAUAUUUUGCAGUUUUGUUUGCAGUUGUUUACUCAGAAUCUCCUCCAUACGAGGAGGAUCUGGAAAAUGUGAUCAAAGUGAAAAUUCUGGGGUAUUUGAAGAAUAGAAAGUGUUACCAGCGUUGGUACUUGGUACUAAGACAUGAGGUUUUAACGAAAAUGAAGCCAAAAAUAUGUAAUGCGAUUGGACAACUUUUUGCCCGCAUUGUACCCAAAGUUCCAUUCGGUUCCGAAUACUGUUGGACAGACAUAUUUGAUGACCUACAUCCAGACGGUGCUGUUCGUGUUUCUGCUGAGUAUCAUAUACCCGUUGGUAGAUUGCGACUACUCAAUAAAAAAUUGUCGGUGGUUGAUGUUUUGGGAAUGUUCACCAAGUAUCUACUGGAUAGUGAAAUAUCCGAUGGGCUUUCACAGAAGAUAGAAGUUUCGGAUGUACUGAUAGCAUUUCCUGAUAACGGUUAGUUUUAUAAUUUUGUGAUGAAUGGUCACAUUUUAUAUGACACUUGUAUUAUGUGAUUGAAUGCUAAUGUGACAGGUGUGACUGGCUGCCAUCGAUCAACCAGACAGUUAUAAAUGUAAGACGGAGGCUCUCCAGGAAGUAGUCGAAGAAUUGCUUUCCAGUAAGGAUUUUGCUAACACUUGCGUAAAAUUCCUUCUUAUAUAAAUAAUAAAGUAGCCUAGUGUGUACACAGGCCAUGAGGGCUGUGAGAGGUGGAGUAUGCUUGAUCAUUGUGAAGACAUCAAAUCGAAUGUGUGGGAAACGUCUUACUCUCAGCUACAGUUGUUCGUCUAUAGUCAUACUAGACAUAUGUGGACUUUCAGAAUGGAAGUGAAUACUACACUGAGAAUACUGUUGUCUCGCCUUAGAAAUAAACAAGUCAACUCUUCAUCUCUCGGAAUUACUCUUCAAACUGACAGUGAUCCUUGUUUUGUUGGACACUGUGACAGAUGCAACUGAUCUGCUAUCGAAAACAGACAAUAAUGUGUGAAGAUAGGGCCACAGAUAGAGUUCACAGCUGAACUUCUCCAUGAUAGCUAGUGUUGUAAAAGAUUUCAAUACACAGCCAGCAGUGCGAAUCUAGAGUCACUUUGUUUGAAGGAGAGUUUUACUCAUGUUUUUAUUCAAUUUAAUUCAUAUGACUUUAUUCUGAGUCAAAACGGAUACUACUGCAGCAUUUAUAAUUUGGAAGAAAUAAGGUGGAUUUGCAGGUGUUUUAGGUUCGACAAAAUGUGCACUUUUCGCUCAUUCCAUUCAUCAGAAGAUCACACGUGAGAGGAAGAGAGAGGUUUAUAAGAACCAAAAUUUCAGCAGUAAUCAUUAGGCUGGAGGAUUCAACUCUAGAUGAAAAGGAUUACGAUAUUUUGAAACUCGUCAUUUAUGCAGCUUCUACAGGUUAUCCAUGAGGAAAUUCUCAGAAUGACGAUUCGUCAGUAACGUAAAUCGCCUAAAAUUGAUACUUAACAUUGUCUUAUUUCAUUUCACUUGACUCUAAAAAGGCGAUUGUAUACAUUAUGAAAUGGCGGAAAGAAUCAUUAAGUUGGUUACUUCUCGUAUGUUUGACAUCGACUCCAGAUAUACUUCUCACUUUCGAAUUCCGUAUCAAAUGUUCAACUGUCCUCUUAUUUUCGCUUACAGAAUUGGCUUCUUAUAAACGGAGUGUGAUGGGUGAGUGAAUGAAUCUGUGAGUUAUAUUUUGACGAGAAUUAGUGACUGUAGUGAGCAACCACAUAUUCCACUGGCUGCUCAAUCUAAUCUUCAAGGGAUCACGAGCACUGCUAUGCAUUCAAUUCAUAUUUAGCUUUUCUGUUAUUUACUGAAAGAUCGAAUUUCACAAAACACUUGUAAUCUACAAGAAACUGUUUUGUAUGCUCCAGUCCAAUUCCACUCGUCGUUUGACGUCGAAAAUAAGAGAAUAAGAAUCAUUUCGACGAAUAAAAGCUGUGUGGUCGACGAACAUUGUCACUGUGUCAUUUCAAAGAAAUAUAUGUGUUUGACAGUAGAAAUACCUAAACAAGGAAUAGUCGGUCCACGCAGAUGUCAUCUGAGUCUUACAUGAUAAAUGCGUUGAAUCUUCACGAAAACAUUUCGAGAAGUUACUCCUGAAUGCGAAACCAACAUCGUGAUAUGUAUGGAUAUUUAUUCUAUCAAUGUGAUUGUUGUGUGCGUGGCCGAGUGUUACUGCAUCAAGCUGAUUUUUAUCACAUAGUGUGAAACAGGAAAUGCUCUGUGUCGAUGUGUAAUUUGUGUCAGUGAGAAGCGUAGUCUUUUCUUGGAAUGCAGCGGAGUAGAUUAAUUAGAAGGCUGGUUUCAAACAUUGUGUGACCAAUGCAUGCACACUGAUUGUAUUGAAAGCGUAAACGUUACCAGCGCUUGUGAACAGAAUGUUAGCGUGAGGAUCUUCACCAUCACAAAUCAAACUUGUCAUGCUUUCGUUUCAGCGUGCUUGUUUUGGCAGGAGGUUGGUGGUCUACCACAACUUGGAUUUCUUCACGUAGUUGUUUUUGUAUUAGGGGUCUGAAGGAGAGUUGUGAUGAUAUCAAAUGUUACGUUUGACCAUUCAAUGGACGCAGAAAUCAGUCUCUCAUAGUUCUACUGCUGGCUGUUAAAUGAUACUGCACGAAAAGAUAAUGAAAAAGGAGAGAAAACGGUGUACAAGUAUUCAGCUCCAUUAAUCUCAAAAAUUUCUCAUAAUUCCCAAUCACAUCCAGCUAACUAUUCUCAUAUCUCUGAUAUUCACAUCUGUUUGUUUUAAUAUCAUGUAGAUAUGUAGAUAUAUUCAGCGGAACACCGAUUCACUCCACUACUUUCGGAAGCCGUGUUCCAAGUCACAUCGUAUAACUAAUUCCCAUUAACUCCACAUGAAUACAAUACACACUGAGAUUGUUGUUUCUGUUCACUAUACAGAAUAAAUGAACAUCUUACAUUUCCAAGUGAUAUCAAUCACUGAAUAAAUGAAUGUAUGUACAUAUCAAUUCUUUUUUGCAGACGUCAAGACCAAUUUGUGCAAACCUGUACCAAUUGACCACAACUACGAUCACAGAAAGCUUAUAUUGCUGGAUGGGAAGUAAUGGACUGGUGGAACACGGAAUGUGGGCGAUGAAACUUUCCUUUCUUUUCAAUGUUUAGAUAAUGUUGUUACUCAAUUUCAUUAAAUAAACUUAAAUCAAUAGUAAUAAUAGUCAAUUUGCUUUCAAUUUUAGCCACAUUUGUAUUAUUGAGAGUGCUAGCUUUCCAUUUGGCCGUCUUCUUUCUUAACGUCUGACGUGUUCAAAGUUAUAAGGAAUAUUGUCGUCUAAAGAUAACAACUCAACAUCAACUCAUUUAGUAUUGAAAUUCCUAUGUGUAUGUCAUCAAGGAAAUAGUGUCUGUGAGUGGAUAAACCGAAAUAUGAAAGAGUUAUAUGCAUCAGAGCAAAGGUAAAUCCCAAUAACAUUGAAAGUCAGUGCAUGACGGAUAGUUAUUUUUAAUUGAAAUGUUGUAAUAUCCACUCAUCAACUUCCGAAAAUAAUUUUCCUUCUCCAUAUUUGCAGUGUAUAUGAGAGAAUAGAAAUUCACUAUGAGGUGUUGUGAUCUAGUUAUUUAAAAUGCACUUGUUAUGUAUGAGUUUAUUG
Molecule: messenger RNA, 3793 nt
Organism: Trichobilharzia regenti
Lineage: Eukaryota; Metazoa; Platyhelminthes; Trematoda; Strigeidida; Schistosomatidae
Source: the annotation of a GenBank genome assembly